Penicillium samsonianum is the source of this 651-nucleotide messenger RNA. RefSeq lists its product as uncharacterized. NCBI's taxonomy places the organism in Eukaryota, Fungi, Ascomycota, Eurotiomycetes, Eurotiales, Aspergillaceae. Gene Ontology annotation, molecular function: ubiquitin protein ligase binding. Bases 1 to 651 code for a protein of 216 amino acids. Gene Ontology annotation, biological process: protein ubiquitination; ubiquitin-dependent protein catabolic process. The record is from RefSeq and is a predicted model, not a curated record. The transcript has 4 exons. Gene Ontology annotation, cellular component: Cul3-RING ubiquitin ligase complex.
AUGAUCAACCACAAGCAAGAAUCAUAUGAAAACACUCAGCAGAUUGAUGAAAUUCUGAUUGAAUCGAUGGUUACAGAAGAAGACUACUUGCAUACCUAUGAAUUCAAUGGCAUUACCCACUUGAGAGUGGGCCCCUCCCGCCGUGGGCUGGCUCGCUCCGGCAACAGCGCAGGGCCCACCGGCAAAUAUUUGGUGCCAGCGUACUUCGUUUACGCCGUCUUGAAAUUGCACUCAACCCUGGCAUUCGAAGAGAUCUACCGGCAUGCCUACAAGAUCGUGUUGAUGAUGCGGGCACCUGAUCUUUACGAGCAAGUCAAACAACUGGAGCAGGACUGGCUGAAAACGAACGUCCGAACACUCAUUGUCGAUUCAAUUUCUUCGAGCCUCGAUGCUUGGGAAGAUCAUCAAUUGGGUAUGGGCAUGGUUACCGAUGUUCUGAUGUAUAUGGACCGUAUGGUAGCAAGCCGUACUCACCCACCCAUCGACGUGGCCUACAUGGCUCUAUUCCAAGACCAUAUCCUACGAGCUCCCGUCCGUGCCGGCUCUUCUUUGACUGCUAUAGAUGUGCUCGAAUCCACCAUACUCUUUAUAAUCCAACUGGAACGUUCUGGGCACAUUAUUGAGCGGCCGCUCAUUCGGCAUUGCAUCUAA